UGUCCAUUUUUUCUCCCGCUUCGUCUUAAUACCUUCCUUUUAUUAUUUACCUUUUUAACAUUUUUAUGAUUGAAUUACGACUGUGUUUGCCAUGCAGCCUCAGUGAUUUUAGCCAGCUGUAUGGAGAAGGACCUGUUUUCGGCCAUCGCAUCAGAAAAUUAUAGUCGUGCUAAGGAACUUGGUUUGAGUGGAGCUAGAGCAGAUCAGUUAGAAGAUGGCAUUACUGCUCUCCAUCUGCUGGCUGGGCAAGAGGAUCAGGAAGCUUCAGAAGUUUUGGAAGUUUGUUUGAGGUCUGCAGAUCCCAAUGUCAGAUCUAAUGAGGGAAUGUCACCAGUUCAUGUUGCUGCUCUCUGGGGAAGGCUGAACAAUUUAAAAUUACUGAUAAACCAUGGAGGUGAUCUCAAUCAAACAGAUGAUGAAGGACAAAAUGUUCUGGAUUUUGCCUCCCUGUCAGAAGGGACAAGUGCAAAACAGUGUAUCGAAUUUAUAUUGGAAGUUGAGUCAAACACAACCUUGGAUGAAUCAAGAACAUGUAAUCCUGUAAAAAAAUGGGAUGGAAUGGAACACAAACAGCCAGUUGGUGAAGUCAGUUGUGGAUUCAGUGAGUCAUUUUACACAGCAAUUGCAGAAGACAGUUUGCUUGACCAGACAGUAAUUACAUUUCCAAACUUGCAUCCUUGGCUUGCUGCUGGUGUUUCUUCAGGUGAAUUGGAUGAAACUGUGGUUGAUAAGAUUACAGAACUAAAUAUCUCCAGUAACAGUCUUGAAGAUCAUGAUGAAACUGUAGAAGAAGGUGCAGUGCAGUGGCUGGAACAUACGAAUUAUCAAGGGAAUGAUUUAGAUGACGAAGAUCCUGCAGAGUUUGAUUUUGGCAAUAGCACCCUAUUUUAUGACUGGAAGGAGUGCAGCACAAUAUUGGACCAGUCUCUUAUCAAUAAAUCCAUUUGUGUGCCUGAGAGUCUUAACAGAAUUUCCAACGGUGAUCUUAGGAAAGAACUUGAGAGAUAUGGAGAAAUACCUGGUCCAAUCAUGCAAAGCACCAGAAAUGUCUAUAUAAAGCGGUUAGCUCGACUACAGAGUGGUUCAACAGAUUCAAAGGAAUCAAUAUAUAGGGAAUAUUUACCAGAGCUAAGAAGACAAUUGGAAGGGAGAGCGGAGAUACUGGAUUUGUUUGAAGAGGAAGAAUCUAUGUGUGUGGAAUUCAGCUGUAAAAAGAAUUGGAGGGAGGGCACUGAGAAGUCUUCCUUUAACUAUCUACUCAUUGAUCCGCGCGUCACACAAAAUCUACCAACGAGAUCCAAAAAGAUGAGUCCGGAGGAUGUCUUCAGAGUGUUUAUCUUGGCCAUAUUCUACGUGGGAAAAGGAAAGCGAUCUAGACCUUAUGCACAUCUUAAUGAAGCCAUGAACUUUGCAAAGCAAAAUCCCAAAAUUCAGCAAAUCCGUGAUAUUUGGGCCGCUGGGCUCGGUGUUGUGUCGCUUCAUAUCUUUCAAAGUGUCAUUCCAGUGGAGGCAUACACGAGGGAGGCGUGCAUGAUAGAUGCACUUGGCCUUCCCCGAUUAACAAACAAGAAAAGGGGAGAUUAUUACGGAAGGGCAGCGUGUUGGCCUCCAAAGAAAAAGAGAGAAAUGGGGGUAUUUCUUCUUCAAAGGGCCCUCAAAAUAUUACUUAGUGAAGGAGAGAGACAACUGCGCCCUGAAGAUUUCAGAAUAAAGCAUAACUCUUAGAUCAGCCCUCCAUGGCCAGCAUUUCACAACUUUUUCACGUUUCCUCGCAAAUACUAUUUGUCUUUACUCCCUUUCAUAGGCGUAACUUUUAUCAAAUUUUGUUUGUCGUCAACCUAAUUUUUAACCUAUUAACGCGUACUUAUUCUGGUGUUUCAAACCGGAUGUCAUUCAGCUAUUUUUAACUGAGUUGUACUCCUUCGUUUUCCAAACGUGUUGAGCCAGCUUUCGAAACAAAUUUCUGACGGUUUCUAGUUUUGUAAUUUUGCUUUAUUUGUCUUUACACUUUUUUAAGUUCAUACAGUCAUUCCCCUUUUUUUCGGUGUUCAUCACCAACCUUGUAAAUAGCACCAUUGUCGAAAGAAAUCUGUUUCCUUUGCUGUCACUUUUAGCGUUUUGUAGGUUAAUAUAUUUUUUCACUCUGCCUGAAAGGCGAUUUUAUUUUCAAAUUUAAGCAAGGAAAAGAAUCAUACGCAUAAGUUAUGAAAAAUUACUUUAAAGUGAAUCUUUAAGUAAACCAUGUCCGCAGAUGAGAAAUCGUGGAAAAUUCAGUACUUUGCGCAAGCGUAGUAACUCGUUUCGCUCAUUCUUUUCAUUAGUCGAGAUUUUGUGAAGCGCGGCUUUCAUCAGGGACCAUUAAAAAUUCAGCAAAGAAAAACUGCUGAUAUAUUUGAGCGCUUCAAGCAAGAAAUUAGAUAGUAAGAAGCAGGAGCCAAAAAUAUUAGUUUUAUGCUUUUUUUUAAUUCGAUCCUUUUUUAGUCAUUUUACUUGAUAUUUACAGUGAAAAUUGUAGUUAUUUUAGAAUGGUUUUCCUAUCUCACCCAAUAGAGAGUUAUUACAUGUAGGAUAACUAAGUUUCUCAAAGAAAAUGACUAGUUGUAAAUUAAAAUAGAGUGGAAAAAAAGACUUGUAAAGUUUUACAGAUAGAAGCUUAUAUUUUUUCAGAUUUUAGCCAAUGUAGUUUUAACUUUAAUAAACAGAUGAGAAUUUGAAAGACAAGUCAA
Molecule: messenger RNA, 2726 nt
Organism: Stylophora pistillata
Lineage: Eukaryota; Metazoa; Cnidaria; Anthozoa; Scleractinia; Pocilloporidae
Biological process (GO): resolution of meiotic recombination intermediates; double-strand break repair via homologous recombination
Cellular component (GO): nucleoplasm; cytoplasm
Molecular function (GO): DNA endonuclease activity; protein binding
Source: RefSeq, a predicted model, not a curated record